GGCUGACAGGUUCCUCGCAGCCGCCGAGGCACUCGACCAGGAUGGGAGGCUGCUCAGCAAAUACAGCCGCCGUCUCCACGGCAGCGAGGCUUUGCUUUUGCUGGCAGUUCCCAGGUGACACUAGGGUUGGAGGGCUUCCGGCCGGAGGCUAUUAGAUGGAACACCCGGAAGGCGGAAGUCCUAAGACGGAAGUGGUCGAGAGGAACAGAGAAUGGCGACGGCGACGGCGACGGCGGCGGCGGCGGCGGCGGGCUGGGUUUGGCGCUGGGGCUGGGGCCGGCGAUGCCCGGGGAGGCCUGGGCUUCCCGGCCCCGGCCCUGGCCCCGCUACACUUCUACUUUUUCUCCUGUUUCUGGGGCCGGUGGCUGCCGACAUAACUGACGGCAACAGUGAACACCUAAAACGGGAGCAUUCGCUUAUCAAGCCCUACCACGGGGUCGGUUCCAGCUCCACGCUCCUCUGGGACUUCCAAGGCAGCACAAUGCUCACGAGCCAGUACGUGCGUCUGACCCCUGACGAGCGCAGCAAAGAGGGCUCUAUCUGGAACCACCUGCCUUGCUUCCUCAAGGACUGGGAGAUGCACGUUCACUUCAAAGUCCAUGGCGCAGGGAAGAAGAAUCUCCAUGGUGACGGCAUUGCCUUGUGGUAUACCCGGGACCGCCUGGUGCCAGGGCCUGUGUUUGGAAGCAAAGACAACUUCCAUGGCUUAGCCAUCUUCCUGGACACGUAUCCCAAUGAUGAGACCACAGAGCGUGUGUUCCCGUACAUCUCCGUGAUGGUGAACAAUGGCUCCCUGUCCUACGACCACAGCAAGGACGGCCGCUGGACCGAGCUGGCAGGCUGCACGGCUGACUUCCGCAACCGCGAUCACGACACCUUCCUGGCCGUGCGCUACUCCCGGGGUCGCCUGACGGUGAUGACUGACCUGGAGGACAAGAACGAGUGGAAGAACUGCAUUGACAUCACGGGCGUGCGCCUGCCCACUGGCUACUACUUCGGAGCCUCGGCCGGCACCGGCGACCUGUCUGACAAUCAUGACAUCAUCUCCAUGAAGCUGUUCCAGCUGAUGGUGGAGCACACGCCUGACGAGGAGAACAUUGACUGGACCAAGAUCGAGCCCAGCGUCAACUUGCUCAAGUCGCCCAAAGACAACGUGGACGACCCGACGGGGAACUUCCGCAGCGGGCCCCUGACGGGGUGGCGGGUGUUCCUGCUGCUGCUCUGCGCCCUCCUGGGCAUCAUCGUGUGUGCCGUGGUGGGGGCCGUGGUGUUUCAGAAGCGGCAGGAGCGGAACAAGCGUUUCUACUGAGCAACGGGCGCUCGGCUUGGGGAAGGGCCCUGGCGCUAAUGUGAACUUUUUUUUUUAACUAGGAUUAUAAAAGAAAAAUAAGAUGAUCUUAUUUCUUAACCAUUUCAAAGAAAUAAUUAAAGAAGUAUUUUCGUACAUUUUGCUUCUUGCCCAGUGGGGACAGGCUUCAGGGCUGGGGAAAAAGGGUUUGACAUCCCCACAGCUGGGGGCAGAGGCCCUUGCCCUAUGCUAGCCUCUCAGGAGCAGGGGGUCUGUGCCUGGUGCUGGCCCGAGAUGCCCGCAGGUGGCUGUUGAACACUGGAGGCCCCCAGACCACACUGGGGUGGGCACCUGAGGACAUGACCAGUGAUCUUGUUCUGUGCUGUGUGGUGUGUGUGACAGAAGAGGAGGCCAGCUGGGGGGCCUGGGCCUUCCUGUUCGCCCUCUGAGCUUCUUUCCAAGGCAGACCCUCGGGGGAGGCUGGAGGAGCCGUUUGGUGGGGCCCAGAGUGUGACGGUUUGCUAAAUAAAGUGAAAUAACCAACCUCA
Messenger RNA from Balaenoptera musculus (blue whale), 1836 nucleotides. It is a transcript of the gene LMAN2, whose product is annotated as lectin, mannose binding 2. Gene Ontology annotation, biological process: endoplasmic reticulum to Golgi vesicle-mediated transport; Golgi organization; endoplasmic reticulum organization. Gene Ontology annotation, cellular component: endoplasmic reticulum membrane; COPII-coated ER to Golgi transport vesicle; Golgi membrane. Gene Ontology annotation, molecular function: D-mannose binding. NCBI's taxonomy places the organism in Eukaryota, Metazoa, Chordata, Mammalia, Artiodactyla, Balaenopteridae. The transcript is spliced from 8 exons. The record is from RefSeq and is a predicted model, not a curated record. Bases 212 to 1309 code for a protein of 365 amino acids.